AUGAAGAAGCGGAAAAUGCGGAUCCAUGAAGCAUAUACAUCAAGUCCAACAACAUCAUUUGGUUUUGGGUUAAUUGUAAGUGAUAAUCUGCGUCGGACUGGUGGUGGAUUUCUGCCCUAUUUGCAGACAUGUGUUAAUGGAGGAAUUAAGCUGCCAACAGAGAUUUUGAAUAGAAACUGA
Molecule: messenger RNA, 180 nt
Organism: Dovyalis caffra
Lineage: Eukaryota; Viridiplantae; Streptophyta; Magnoliopsida; Malpighiales; Salicaceae
Source: the annotation of a GenBank genome assembly